UUUGGUGUAUUAACUGACACACACGUGUGUAUGUCUUUUCCAGCUUGAGAAACAGAAACGCCUGGAGAGGAUCAGACAGAAAAGAAGCCCAGCUGGACGAGCUCAUACUACAGCAAAUCGCCUUUAAGAACCUGGUCCAGAGAAACCAGGCAGCAGAGGCGGAGUCCCAGAGCCCUCCUCCUCCCGGCGCGGUUCAUCCAGCUGCCCUUCAUCAUCCUCAACACGGACGUGCGCACAGUUCAUCGACUGCUCCAUCUCCAGCGACAAGUGCGAGUACCUGUUCAACUUUGACAACACGUUUGAGAUCCACGACGACAUCGAGGUGCUGAAGCGCAUGGGCAUGUCGCUGGGCCUGGAGAGCGGCUCGUGCACCGCAGAGGGACUCAGCCUGGCACGCUCGCUCGUGCCCAAGUCUCUCCAGUGCUACGUCACAGCCAUGGCCAGGAACUCCAGUCGCACGCCCCACAGCCACACGAGUUCUCUCCCAGGUGACCUGGACUCCUCCUCGCUCAGUGGUGGGAGGAGCUUCAGCCACAGUAGCACCGCCCCCUCCCACGCCUCUGAAUCCCGCAGCUCUUUCAACGAGGAGGAAGAGGACGAGGAAGAGGACGAGCCCUCGUCACCCGAGUGACCCAUCCAAAAAACCAACGCCUGACCAAUCAGCAUCCCUGACGGGGGACAAAUAAAUAAAUAAAUAAAUGAAAAAUGAAAAGGAAAAAAAAAAGACUUCCAAUGCACCUAAUAUCCCUACAGGAGGAAUUGGAGGCAUGCUCUACAGGAAAUAAGCUGCCAUUUUGGUUUUCUAUUAAUAAGAUAUGUUAGGAAUAUAUAUCUCUCCAUCUCUCCAUCACUUUCCUUCUUCCCAAACCCCCUACUCUAGAAUUGGAGUCAAUCGUGCCUCCUAGGGGUGUGUGUGUGUGUGUGUGUGUGUGUGUGUGUGUAAUUGAUUGCUUAACUGUCUGUGUGUGUGUGUGUGUGUGUGUGUGUCUCUGGUAGUCUGGUAGUGGAGUGCUCGGAGUUUGAGAGUUUGAGUAGAGGCCCCAUGCCCUACAGACGUCAGCCAAGGCCUCUCAGGGCCCCGACCCCCUGGGCUCACCCGGACGCCCUUCUCACCCGGACGCCACUUCUAUUUAUGUCCACGCUCACAUCAGUCAUAACUGUGACAUUUCAGUUUGCCUGCUUUCCACUCCUCCAGACCAGGCUUGCGACCCAAGCAGCUUCCAUUAUCCAUCCUUCGUUUGCUCAUUUAAGGGAACUUUUUUGACUUAUUUCAGUCUGCAAAUGGCAUACAUUUCGUAGACCAUAUUUGUAUAUUUCUUUUUCCCUAAAAAAAAUCAAACAUGCUAUCGUUUUUAAGCGUGACUAAUAUUUGUCGAUCUUCUAUUGUUAUUGUUAUUUGAUUGUAUAGCCGAUCGAUUAGGAUUCAUGCUCAUCUUUCACCGCAUCUACUAUUGCAGAGACCUCCUGGAGCGUUUUGGAGAGGUGCGUUAUGGGAGAUGUAGUCUUGUGCGUGAGAAGUAGUAUUGCAUCACUCAUUCCUUAUUUUUGGUUGUUAUCCCAAAGCCGAUGUAUGAAUAGCAACUCUUCCCGGACACACUGCCUUGCGUUCUGAGACACACUGGUUGGUUAUGUUUUUUAAAAGGACAGAUUACUGAUGAGAUGCCUGAAGUGCAGGCAUUUUUCCUCCUGUUUCUAUUCACACGUUAAGGUUCUGCUCUCUCUUUGGAAAUGUAACUGUGUAUGUAUAUACCUAUACAUAUAUAAACAUAUAAUUUUGGUUA
Messenger RNA from Alosa sapidissima (American shad), 1781 nucleotides. RefSeq names its product transcription factor Dp-2 (gene tfdp2). NCBI's taxonomy places the organism in Eukaryota, Metazoa, Chordata, Actinopteri, Clupeiformes, Clupeidae. The coding region runs from base 335 to 631 and encodes 98 amino acids. The record is from RefSeq and is a predicted model, not a curated record. The transcript has 5 exons.